AUGAUUCAUAGUUUUCAUAGUGAAGUGUUAAAACUUUCUAAACCUACUAUUCAAUACGAAGUACGCAAAAAGAAACCUCAAUCUACGAAUGAAUGUCUUACAUUCGCUAAAGAAGCAAAAGAACUUAUUCAGUUGUCAAAUAUUACUUAUAAUCCCGAUAUCAAUCCUAUUGAUUAUUCGAUGCGUCAGACGCAAAUGAUGCCAUCAUCACCUUUCGCGUCAUCGAAUACAGUUCCGUCCUAUUCUAUGCAACAGAAUACUCAUCCUUCUACAAAUUUCCGAAACUAUAAUAGUCGAAAUCGCAACUCGAAUAACAGAAACUCCUUUUUUCAAUCCAGAAAUUUUCAACAGCAAACACCUCGAUCAUUUCAAACUAAAUCCCAAGCAAAUAAUACAUUUCCGCAACAGAAUCAACCACAUCCUCAGAAUAACUUUAGUAAUAGUAGUAGUAAUAGUAAUGGUAAUAGCAAUAAUUACCAUAUUAAUAGUCGUAAAAACUCUUCUUCUAAUACCAAUACUUCAACUAAACCACCUAUUCAAAAGUAUACUGCUAAUGUCAUAGAUCUUUCUGAUCCAUCAGUUGAUACAGAUAAUAUUUCAGAAUCACUUUCAUCUUUUCCCUGCAGUCAGUGGACAUCGUCAGAUGGUGUUGUCUCCGACGGAAUAGCACCAUUUCGUGUGUUAGAUACAGUUCAAUUAACUCUUCAAUUCGCUAAUUCUUUGACCAUUGUUAUCGCUCAAAUCGCUGAUAAUCUCUGUACUAACAUGAUGAUCUUAGGCAUGGAUUAUAUCAAUUCUUAUAAUCUCAGUUUUAAUAUGAAAUAUCAAACAAUUUCUAUUGAAUAUGAUAAUCAGGCAGUGACUAUGAGUAUGGAUCAAGCACAACCACUCAAGAAAAGUGAUAGUUUAGGAUAUAUUACUUCUACUCCAUCUUCUUAUUUCUUACCUGCCAUCCUUCCACAAAUCUCUUCAUCAAUUGAUGAUACCACCAUCACUGGUGAUUCGUCAAUUCCGGUCAUUCAUUCAGGAGAUAUUUCACUUACAUUACCUGUACAAGAUACUCUUCUCUCAUGCAUUACAGAUCAAAACUCUUUUCAUUAUUCUAUAAACGUAUUCUGUUGUAAUACAAUACAUACGCCUUCAGACUCUAUUCUAACUUCUCUCGAUGAUUUAAUUCAGUCAAUUGAGGAUUCAUCUCAAGCAGAUGCACUCUAUCAAUUGCUAGUUCGUUAUUUCUCUUCCUUCAAUAUUGAUAAACAUAAUAUCGCUAAAACGUGUAUUCAUCAUGUUAUAAAUACGACCGCACAUUCUCCUCCAGCUUGUAAACCAUAUCCACAACCAGAUAUAGACCCGAUAUUAUAUGAAAUAAAUGCGGAAACUUCGGAUUUUAUCCGAAAGUUAUAUGUACUCUAA
Messenger RNA from Adineta ricciae, 1413 nucleotides. The record is from the annotation of a GenBank genome assembly. Lineage: Eukaryota; Metazoa; Rotifera; Eurotatoria; Adinetida; Adinetidae.